This is a messenger RNA of Rubroshorea leprosula, 1422 nucleotides long. The record is from the annotation of a GenBank genome assembly. Lineage: Eukaryota; Viridiplantae; Streptophyta; Magnoliopsida; Malvales; Dipterocarpaceae.
AUAUAUAUAUAUAUAUAAAUUAAAAUCUAUAACAUUCUGUACACAACAGAAAGUGAUAUUAUUGGAUGAUGAUGCGAAUUUCUUGUUAUUCCUCGAUUAUGUUUGGAAGUGGUUAAGAGAAAAGGCCGAUCAGUCUUUAAUCAUGUGGUACCAAUCUUUGCUUCGAGAAUCCUGACAACUGGCUGCUGUCGGCAAUGAAGGAAGAAUGCAGACAAUCUCUAGGCUUAUCCCUUUCGAGAAAGCACCGUUCUCGGUUCUCCUAGAAAUAGAAUAUUAAUCUUUCUCUGCUUGGUUAGCGGUGCCUGAAACACAUUACUUGCAAGUUACUGUACAACCCAAACUAGAUGCAAUUUCUUCCAAGAAUAAUCGAACAUUUUGAAUCGGAAAGAAUAUUGAAGCAUAUGGGUGGAUGGUUUGAAUUGAAAUUACUGCAGCAAUGACCAAAGUAAUGGAGAAUAUUCAUUAUUUUCAAGAAUGUGUGGAAAGGAUAAUGGUGGUGUUGAUUGUGUUAUCUUUAUUCUCAACCAUUUGCCAUUUUCAGAAAUCAAUACUAACCAUGUCAUCAGCCUUCUCCUUCUGACCCCUUUUUGGUUUGAGUAUGGAUGAGACUCCUCUCCAUUCAAUCCCACCACCAGCAUAUUUUCUUUUUUGGCCUGAAAAUGAUGAAUUAUUCAAUUUCAAAAAAUAGUAAUGACUGAGUAUGUGUGCAAGUAAAAUAAGCAACAAUGUUAAAAGUAAAACCAAUACAGCACAAAUCAAGCAGGUGGCGCGUUCCUUGUCCAGUAUGUACACCAAAGAGAAUAGGGGUGCAAGGAGCCAAGCUAGCGAUGCACUUCCCCAUUCUUGAACAGGGGCGCAACCCAAUGGCCUGCAGCUUUUAACCAAAGUAUUACUAUGAAAUGGACAUAGUGCUAGAAGGAUAAAAAGUUCUAAUCAAACUUCAGAAAACAGGCUAGAAAAGCAGGGGAUACCUCCUCUACCUUAGCCUUUUACCAAAGAAAAACUAGCUAAAGUUGCAGGGAAAAUACCUUCUAGUGUUACCUCCACAAAAGUUGAACGUUAGUUAACAAAAUGAGGAGCAUACUUAUGAGACCCCUUGCCUUGUGACCGUCAGCUGCUACUAUCUAGUAGUAUCAUUUAGAUAAAUGGUUAUGGGUUGUUAGUUGCUACAAUGUAAUUUGAAAUGAAUAAUAAAGAUAUACUUCAUAUAAGUAUUUCAUUCGACACAUUCAAGGAUGGCAACUUGUCCAAUAAAUGAAACCAUCUUGUGAAAAUAGCCAUGAUAUGGGAAAUUAAAUGCAGAAUAGAUGCAGUUUAGUUCCAUCCAUCUCCGUUAAUGGAAAUUAAAAGUAUAAUAUAAUAAUGUUGAGAGAUUUUCAACAUUUUCCAGAAAUUUCAAACAAAUGAAAAUCAUCCCUAAUA